Molecule: messenger RNA, 1876 nt
Organism: Trichoderma virens Gv29-8
Lineage: Eukaryota; Fungi; Ascomycota; Sordariomycetes; Hypocreales; Hypocreaceae
Exons: 2
Coding region: 142-1317 (391 amino acids)
Biological process (GO): S-adenosylmethionine biosynthetic process
Cellular component (GO): cytosol
Molecular function (GO): ATP binding; methionine adenosyltransferase activity
Source: RefSeq, a predicted model, not a curated record
CUCAGCAAUUUCCUGUCAUUUCUUGCCAGUUCGCCUCUUUUCUCCCCUCGCGCAUUCUCCUCGAGCGAUUGUCUGUCCUCUUCUCCUCUUUUCUCUUCAUCUACCCCUCCACACACACACACACACACACAAACCGCCACAAUGUCUACUCCCAACGGCGUUUCCAAGUCAGGAACUUUCCUGUUCACCUCCGAGUCCGUCGGUGAGGGUCACCCCGACAAGAUCGCCGAUCAGGUCUCAGAUGCCAUCCUCGAUGCCUGUCUCGCUGAGGACCCUCUCUCCAAGGUUGCUUGCGAGACUGCCACCAAGACUGGUAUGAUCAUGGUCUUCGGUGAAAUCACCACCCAGGCCAAGCUUGACUACCAGAAGAUUGUCCGCAACACCAUCAAGGACAUCGGCUAUGACGACUCCGAGAAGGGCUUCGACUACAAGACCCUCAACCUGCUCGUUGCCAUUGAGCAGCAGUCCCCCGAUAUUGCUCAGGGUCUUCACCUUGACCAGGCUCUUGAGAGCCUCGGUGCUGGUGACCAGGGUAUCAUGUUCGGUUAUGCCACCGACGAGACCCCCGAGCUCUUCCCCCUGACCCUCCAGCUUGCCCACAAGCUCAACGCUGCCAUGUCUGCUGCUCGUCGUGACGGCUCCCUCCCCUGGCUCCGUCCCGACACCAAGACCCAGGUCACCGUUGAGUACAAGCACGACAACGGUGCCGUUGUCCCUGUCCGCGUCGACACCGUCGUCGUCUCUGCCCAGCACUCUGCCGACAUCACCACUGAGCAGCUCCGCAAGGAGAUCCUGGAGAAGAUCAUCAAGACCACCAUCCCCGCCAAGUACCUUGAUGAGAAGACCAUCUACCACAUCCAGCCCUCUGGCCUCUUCAUCAUUGGUGGCCCCCAGGGUGAUGCCGGUCUUACCGGCCGUAAGAUCAUCGUCGACACCUACGGUGGCUGGGGUGCUCACGGUGGUGGUGCCUUCUCCGGCAAGGACUUCUCCAAGGUCGACCGAUCUGCCGCUUACGUCGGCCGAUGGAUCGCCAAGUCUCUGGUCGCUGCCGGCCUUGCCCGCCGUGCUCUCGUCCAGCUCUCCUACGCCAUUGGUGUUGCUGAGCCUCUCUCCAUCUACGUCGACACCUACGGCACCUCUGACAAGACCUCUGAUGAGCUUGUCAAGAUCAUCCGCGACAACUUUGACCUGCGUCCCGGUGUCAUUGUCCGCGAGCUGAACCUGACUCGUCCCAUCUACCUCCAGACUGCCAAGAACGGCCACUUCGGCACCAACCAGUCCUUCACCUGGGAGCAGCCCAAGCCCCUUAAGUUCUAAGCAGUAGCUGCUACUGCACGCAGAGUAUUCAACAAGCUCUCUGCAACGUGAUUUACAAAAUGAUGUGUUUUUUACAUGUCGAUUUUUCAUCAGGCACAUUUAGGCGGCGUACGGUUCUCAACGAAACCUGAAGGCUUUUCCCAUUGGGAUUUACGGGAAAGCGAAGGUGGUUUCUGGCGUAAUUUUCUUUUUCUUUGUUAUCAAAAAUUCACAUAUACCAGGGUUACUUUGGGGAAUCAUCGGGGGGCGUCUUUCAACAAAGACAAAAGUCUGGGAUUAAUUGCAUAGACAGCAACAGGGUCACGUCUGCAAAACGGAUACACACACUUAUGAGCUACGCUAAUGAUGGGUAUAAACAAGAACUGGCGUUUUCGGGAAUUAAGAAGAAGUUCAACAUCUUUUUUUCCCGAGUUCUCUUGACCGAGCUGCUGAACAUGCAAGUCAGUUGUCGGGGUUGGAAAACAGGAGAAGCUGGUUUAUCGGGAACAAUUUCAUGGCUCGGAGAGUUUAUUUUAGACAUGAGACUUGAUAAUAGAGCAGCCCGAUUUCAAGGCACACC